UUAUGGCAUAUCGUUCAAGCGAAGUAAGAGCAGUGCUUUAUUCCUGUUGUUUCAGUUGCCUGUAAAGGAUGCCUUCUGCCGCGAGUGUUAAAGUAGAGAAACCACCAACUACCAACAUUUCAGCUAACAAUGCUGUGGCUGCUACUAAAGAAGCGGUUGCACAAAGCGAAAAUGUUGAUAAUAGUUCUCCCGUACGACAAAUCUCACUAAUAAUCGAGCACAAAAUUCGAAAUUUGGAAAAACGCAAGAGCAAACUUGAGUCUUACCGGGACUUGGAGAAAACCGGCAAAGAUUUGAGCACUGACAAAAAAAUCGCAAUUUUGAAGUACGAUGAGGUGGCGAUGACACUGGAGUUUGCCCGUGAAUUUUCCAAGCAAAUCGAUAAAGUUGUCGUCUCAUCGGAAAAGGAUCUAAAGAAGAAGCAGAAAAAGGAUGAAUCACUUAAAAAACAAAAUGAAACAUCGAAAGUCCGCGAAGUAUUAAUUAUUCAAGACAUUUUAAAUGUACUGAAGGAUGAAUCAGUACGCAAUGAAUUUUUGGCUGGAACGAAUGGUGCCUGUAAGAUCGAACAAGAUGAAUUCGAUCUAUUGGACUCAUUUGCCGCUAAGAUUCUACCGAAACGUUCAACCGAAUCGGGUAGCGUCUCAUUUAAAAAUUCUUGCCAAAAAGCUGCCGACAUUCUAUCGCUCACCGUUGAUGGCAAGCAAAAGGAGUUUGAAGCAUCGACAACCUAUGCAAACAUCAAAACCCUUUUGAAAAACAUCCAAAAGUCGGCGUACUUUGAGAAACUCAACCAACCCCAACAACAAGCUGAAAACCGAAUUGAAUUGCAAGAAAAUGCUUCCGAAGAAAUAAGUGACGUCAAAUCUGACGAUGAUGCUAAGACCGUAAUUACGCCAGAGGAGAUCGUUGUAGAGGAAACGACUGUUAAUGUUGAGGCUGGAAAGGUGAACAACCAAGGCGAAAGUGGAACGAUCGACUAUCAAGAAGCUCCAUCUGCGUCCGCUGUGCCUGUACCAACAUUCACACCUCAACAACCACAUGUCGUCGCCGCACCCGGAAUAAAUACGCAACAAAAUCUCAAACCACUUCCGCAAGUUCCCGUGGCAGCCGGUGGUUCGAUUCCAUUGUCGCAGGUUCCACCAAAUCAUCAAAUCCAUACUGGGCAAUUGCCGAGCGUACGGGCUGUUGAGAGUGCAUACUUUAAACAACACCAGUACAUACAACCAAUGGCUCGUCCACUAGCUGAAGUUUUGGGCACAGGAAAUUUCUUUUUCCUUCAGGAUUCGGAGUUAGAUUCUCCGGAUGUACCAAAUAACAUUUCGGCUCAUCAAAAUUCGGAACGACCACCUAUAUGUCAAAUUGGACAACAACCUCAACAACAACCGUUAGAUCCGCUUCCGCAAUCGAAUCUGAACCCAAACAACCAACUGCCGCUGCAGCGACCUGAGGUACCAACAACUCAAAUCAAUCCAAUGCACAAUCAACCAUCGCAGGCACAUCAAAAUCAGCAGGUAAACGCAACUUAUUGGAAAUCGCCUGGGGUGAGCGGUAUUGAUACUAAAUCGGUGGGCGCUUCAGCCGUUGACGCAAAAUCUACUGGAGUCACUGCUACAUUUAACAAUCAGUCAUUUCCAUUGAUCCACAAUCCACAGUCUUCUUCGUUCCCAAAUGUUGUGCCACCACCAAAUCCACAACAAGUAAAUACCGAUCAUCAUCCAUUGUCUUUGCAUCAGCAACAACAACCCCACAUACCCGGAUUUGCAACCCCAAACGCUCCGAUCCCAAUACCAGCUCAAAUUCCCACGUUGAAUCAGUCGGUACCGCAGCAAACCACAUCGCCAAAUGCAAAUCAAAUGCUUGUGCAACAGUCUCAGCAAUUUGCAUCAGCAUCGAAAUUUGUGAAUCAAACAAACCUUGCAACCACUCAUCAAAACAUUACCGAAAAUAAUACACACGACUUACACGCUAACACUGCCGACAUCAAAGAAAACGAAUGGAAAGUUGAUGACAUUGCGCACGUUACAUCCAAACUGAAUAACACCUCAUUGGACCACUCUCACAAAACGGACCUGAAAACCACCAUCAGCAAUGGAAAUAGUGCUUGGCGUGAUUCAUAUACGACAAAUGCGAAUAAAAAUUCACAAGAGAGCAAUGAAUGGAAUAGUGUGGCGAAUGAAAAUGGUCAAGACGAUUCAAAUACAUGGCCAAGCGGUGGAAAUCAGAGAUAUCAAUAUCGUCAAGGCUCUGGCAAUUAUCGUUCAUCAGCAUCAAAAUCAUCAUUCUCAAAAAAUGCCCCAAACAAUUAUCGUGGUCGUUCAAAUGGUUCUUACAAUAAUGGUAACAAUUCGGGAAAUGGCGUUGGAAAUUCACGAACAAAUGGCAAUGGUAAUUCUUCAUCGUUUUAUCGAAACAACGACAACACUUUUUAUCAAAAUGGAUCGCGGGCCGAUAAAUCGUCGGAAAAUAAGAGUGGCGGCGGUGGUUCAGAUGUAAAGAAUUUCUCAGCUAACAGAUACCGCGGUAAUCCACAGCGGAAUAGCAACAAUGCAAAUAGCCAAAGUUCAAACAACAAAAAGAAUUUCAAUUUCAACGCUCGAGUGUAAUUCAAUGGAAAAACAACAAUACACCUAUCAAGUACACACAUACACCAGGCGAACUCAAUAA
Messenger RNA from Contarinia nasturtii (swede midge), 2667 nucleotides. RefSeq names its product caprin homolog (gene Capr). Gene Ontology annotation, molecular function: RNA binding. Bases 69 to 2606 code for a protein of 845 amino acids. The record is from RefSeq and is a predicted model, not a curated record. Gene Ontology annotation, cellular component: cytoplasm. The transcript is spliced from 10 exons. Lineage: Eukaryota; Metazoa; Arthropoda; Insecta; Diptera; Cecidomyiidae.